Messenger RNA from Pseudocercospora fijiensis CIRAD86, 2235 nucleotides. RefSeq lists its product as uncharacterized. The record is from RefSeq and is a predicted model, not a curated record. The transcript is spliced from 3 exons. The coding region runs from base 1 to 2235 and encodes 744 amino acids. Lineage: Eukaryota; Fungi; Ascomycota; Dothideomycetes; Mycosphaerellales; Mycosphaerellaceae.
AUGGAGACUGCCAUUGCCUUGGGCGCUCUCACCAGCGUCUCUUGGGGAGCCUCGAAGUACCAAGACAAGCGGAUCACAGCGAACGACAAAAAAGAGCGCCGAGAGCGGCGCGAUCACCAAGCAGAAAUACAGCGCCACAAACUGUGCGCAGAUUUCGAGCGCGAAAAGCGCGAGAUUGCUGAGCGAGAAUAUAGAAAGGCUCACAACCGACUCGAAGUUACACGACUUGAAUACUAUGAUGGCUUUUCGCAACAAUCAGCUUGUGCCGACUCGAGUGGACACAUUACCUGCAUUCAACCAGGCGCUUCAGUUUUAGAUCCGACCAGCAAUGGGUCAUCGAGUGUUCUGCACGCUUCUGGAGGAAGCUUUGGCCUUUCGCCGGCCACAUGUAUCAUCGCCAUCCUUCUUACACUACUGCUUGCGGCCAUUGGACUCUUCCUUCACACCUCAGAUCAGCUCUUUCGACGUAGCAAAAUGGAUCUCGAAGCGAAGGAUGAGAAGUUUGAACAGCUAAACUCCGAUUUCACGACGGUAAUUUGCUCGCUGGAUGAUACAAAGCAACAACUUUCCGACUCGAAACAUAUGCACGAGACGAGUAAGGCUCACGCCGAAAGGCUUGAGAGUAAUCUCGCUGAGCUGAGCACUUCGCUGGAAGACACGAAAGGACAUCUUGAGGACUCCGAAAAAAAGCUUCAUGAGAGCUUAGAGAAUGCCAAGCGGCUCGAGAGUGAUCUCGCCCAGGCAAACAUUUCUCUGAACGGCACGAAAACCCAGCUUGGCGACACCGAAAAGGAGCUCAAGGAGAACGUGGCUUGCGUCGGAAAGCUUGAAAAGAAUCUCAUGGAGGUCAACAGCUCAAUGGAAGCCACCAAGAAAGAACUUCAUGACUCUGAGAAGGGGCUUGAGGAGAAAGCAACUCACUCCGAACAGCUCGAGGCCAGCCUCGUGGAGGAGCGCAAUUCGCUGGAAUCCACGAAAAAAGAACUUCGCGACUCCAAACAGAAGCAGGACCAAAGUCUGGCUCAUGCCGAGCAGCUUGAGAGCAAUCUCGCGCAGGCAAAGCAGUCGUUGGAUAACAAGACCACCUUGCUUCAGCAGGCAGAGCGCGAAUGUGAUAUACACAGAACCGACAGCGAAACGAAGCAGACGCAGAUCCAAGAGAGCGACAUGGAGGUCACGAAUCUCCGCGCGCAGCUCGCCUCUAUUCAGCAAGAACGCAACGGAUAUAGACUCGCCAGUGGUCAGAGCGCGGCGGCUAUCCAACAGCUCGAGAGCAAUCUCGCUAAGGUGAAGCAGUCGCUCGAGAACACCCAACAAGAGCUCGGCAAGGUCAACAAAGAGCUGUGCAGCGUGGAGCAAAAGCACAAUGACUGGGCAGUUCUGGCUCGUCGAAUGCCUGCAAAGCGUUGUGAACAGAUUCGAGAAGCGCGCCUGAUGAAGAAGUAUGGCGCAUUGUGGCAACUCCGCGUGAGAGUAAAGACGAUGGUGCCCACAGCAGAAUCAUCCGGUGAUGCCGUUGAUGACGAGGACAAGCGCGACCGAAGUGAAGACGAAGAUGAUAAAGAUGCAGGUGACUCGACAGAGAAGAGCAAUGGUUCGUUGAGCACAACCGCCAGCAAGGACAAUGGGAGCGGUGCUCAGGACAAGAAGAAUCCAGAGCAAACUGCCGACGCAGCAGCUGGGUUAUCUUCAAAGCCUGAUGAUGAGGAGAGCAAACCUGAGAAUGACGAUGUCUCAAGCACUCAAUCCGACUCCCAGGGCUUCACACAAGCGCCUCAAGGCGACAAGCUUGAGAUUCAAGACCACGGCAAUCACCAGAAAAGAAGAAAGCAACGAGGGAAGUUUACAAAAAGCAAUGACCAACAGCGAGUAGCAGAACUCCAUCGCCAAUUUGCUUUUGCCGACUGGUUCAUGAGCGACCACGAAGCAAGCAACGAGGUGUUGGACUGCUGGGUCACGUCGUGGCAAUAUAAGGGUGCAAAGUUUCAGGAUAUCGACUAUACCUGGGCCAACGAGAGCCGCGCCGAAAGCGCCUCGCAGGCAUACCCGGAACAGAACCAGAACAACUGGCUGCGCGAUCACCUAUCCAGCGCUCGCAACAAGAUCUUCGAAUUGGGAGAAGACGUCAAGGAGGAGCGCUACGAGAACCAGAUCCAGAACCUGGUGUCUCGUGCCCAAGAUGCCGAAGACGAAGCAGUUGCUGCUGCUAGCAACCAUCCGAUGCCUGACCAGUAA